This is a messenger RNA of Cimex lectularius (bed bug), 3181 nucleotides long. Its product is annotated as ubiquitin carboxyl-terminal hydrolase 8-like. The transcript has 19 exons. Gene Ontology annotation, molecular function: cysteine-type deubiquitinase activity. The coding region runs from base 334 to 2961 and encodes 875 amino acids. Lineage: Eukaryota; Metazoa; Arthropoda; Insecta; Hemiptera; Cimicidae. Gene Ontology annotation, biological process: protein deubiquitination. The record is from RefSeq and is a predicted model, not a curated record.
UAUAACAGCGAAAAACUUAACCUUUGGCCAGACAUGUAAGGUUUUAUUUAACGAUAGAAAGUAAGGAAAGUUUUGUUGUUAUUUUUGUGAACUUGAUUGUCUUCACAUUUCACAUUUAUCAUUUCAUUUUCUUUUUCUUUUUCCCCUCCUUCGUCAAUUGACUUAGCCGCAAAUAUGAGAAAAGUGCCAGAAUUGCAGCGCGACUGAGUCAUUAUGUAAUUAAAUUAAAUAUGAAAGACAUGAUAUCGAUUUGAAUGGAGAUUUUCCUUCAAAAUUUGGUUCAAACUCCCUUUCGAAUGUUUUCCCAAUAUUUUCUAUAAGCCAUAUUAAAAUAUGAACAAGCUGAAUGCCACUCUUAGGUUCAAAAGUUUGGAAACUUUAGACCAGAAAGCCCAACUCCGCUACAUAAAACCGAAGAAGCUACAAGAUCUAAUAAUUAAUAUGGAAAACCUGUACGACAGGAUUCAACACCUGUCAAAAUCCAACAAUAAAGAUAUAGAAGUUGAGUAUAUCUACUUGUCGCGUUACUUUACAAUGUUGAAAAUGGCUCAAGAAUCUCCCGAUUUCAAGAAAAAGAGUUACCCGAUGGAGUUCAUAAAGGCGAAAGAACUCUAUAAUCGUUUAGCAGACGUAACAGACCAAUUAAAAAAAUGGUAUAGCAAUAACGGUGCAAAGACCUUGGAAAACAGCACUCCAAACGUUACCAAAACUCAGACAGCAGAUCUUAACAAAAACAAUCGGGUCGGCAACGCUGUCAUUGAGAGGGAGAAAGAUGUACAGAACGGAAAUGCAGUUAGCAAUGAGAGAAGGGAGGAGAAAGAAUUCAUUGAGCCAAGUGAAUUUUACACGCUGGUUAAAAAUAAUGCUGUCAAGCCUAUUCUCAUUUUGGAUGUACGGUCAACGGAUGACUUUAAGAGUUCCCAGAUUAUACCACCGGUACAAAUAAUUAACAUCCCACCUGAGUUACUAAAAGCAGGUUUGUCUGCCGCAAAGCUGCGUGACAAAUUGAAACAACACGACAGGUUGGUCUGGGAUAAGAGGUCAGAAAUUGAAAGGAUAAUUAUUUUGGACUGGAAAAGCACUAGCACAAAACAGCAGAACGAGCUGAAGCUCAUGAGGGAUAUAAUUUUAAAAUGGGAUCCUUCAACAUCGUAUAAAUGCAAGCCAGUUUUUGUCAAUGGUGGCUAUGAAGAAAUUUUGUCAAUGUACCCAAUGAUAACUACAAGACCUAAAGUGAAUCCACCCAGAAACCCUAGUCCUGAAUUGUUCAGUUCUUUACAUUCCUUGAAUUAUCCUGAUAUCGACAUGAGCAUCGAACAAAAUAAACGAGUCAAACAGAUGGAGGCAAAAUCUUUCGAUAGAUUAUUGAAGCCGAAAGUGCAUUCAGAACUGAGCUUGAAUAAUUCAGUUAUAACCCCAGCGGCAUCUCAAGUGCAGUCACCAACUAUUUCUGAAGACAAGUCAAAUGAUAGCGAUUCAAAUGUGACGAUUCCAGAUUCCUCAUCUGAGGAAGGAGAACCUAUACCUGUCCAAGACAUUGAAGAGUCAACCAGUAAAGAACAGUUUGAUUUAAGUGAAAUGAGGAAGAAAAAACCUGCUUUCCAACCAUCCAAAACACAAAUUAAUAGCUCAUCUGACCUCAUAUUCUCAAAAUCAAGAAAUGGAAGUUCACAAGAUAUGUUUUCCAAAACGUCGACUCCUUCUUUAGACCAUUCCAAGGAUGCAGACAGUGACAGUGAAACGAAUUAUAUUACACUCAAAGAAAAUGGAACUUCAAGUGUGACCCCGUCAUUCAACAGCAGAAGACUGCAUAAAACGUCAUCCUCCCCUAAUAUAAGCAAGCUUAAUGAUAAUGAAUUGAUAAUUCCAACGUUUUCAAGAUCAAAUAAGCCAGUUUCCAAAUUCCCUGCGUACGGAGAAAGGGCUGAUUCGACCUAUGGUUCCUCCACUGCUGAGGGCCUAACAGGACUGAAAAACUUUGCCAACAACUGCUAUAUGAACUCAAUAAUCCAGUGUCUGAGUAACACUCAACCUCUUGUAGAGGCAUUAAUCGGGACCACUAAAGACAGUUUAGAAGUUGUAUGCAAUCCCAGGAGUCGGACCAAAGGGAAGAUUGCUACCGAAGUAAAACAGGCGUUCAAUCACAUGUGGCGAGGUGGGAUUCGAGUCUACUCCAUCUCAGACCUUAAGGAAGAGAUGGGCAACGUUAAAGACAUAUUCAAAGGUUCUGCGCAUCAGGACUCCAAUGAAUUUCUCAUCAUUCUUCUUGAACAUCUUCAUGAAGAUUUAAAAAUGCCUUCAGUUCCUGGGAGUUUGGCAGGUGCCAAGGAAGAGACCGGUGAGAAAGCCUGGGGUGAGUUCAAACAGAAGAACUCCUCAAUAAUACAAAGGCUGUUUUAUGGACAACACAAAUCCACAGUGUCAUGCGCCACGUGCGAUUAUACUUCUGUGACGUUCGAACAGUUCUUUAAUCUUUUUGUACCCCUGCCGCCGAGGCCUGGAACAGUUUCCCUUAUGGAAUGUAUUCAACUGUAUAUGUCAGGAGAAAGAAUAAGUGGUUGGAAAUGUCCAAAGUGUAAGACGGAAAGGAACGCCACAAAAAAAUUUGAUAUAUCUAUCCUGCCUAGGAUUUUAGUUAUAGCUCUUAAGAGGUUUACCCAAGAUGAUGAUUCGUGGCUCCACAAAAAGGAAAACAUUGUUUCAUACCCGCUCACAAAUAUGGACAUGUCUCGUUUUGUGGUGCCCGGAUCAGAACAGAGGUUUUAUAAAUAUGACCUGUACGCCAUGUCCAUUCAUUCUGGAACACUGAAAUCUGGACAUUACCGCGCCAUAUGUAAAAAUCACCAUACUAACAGAUGGUACAUGUUUGAUGAUCAGUCUAUAGAACCCCUUCCAGAAGUAGCGGUGGAAAAUAAUCCUGAGGUCUACAUUUUAUUUUAUAAGGCUGUUAAAGAAGAUUAGUUUUCUGGUAGUUUUACCACAACCAAAAAAACCAAAACUCAUGUUUUUGUAAAUAAUGCAAUAUUCUUGUACAUUUGUAUAGUGCUUGAAUUUACCCGUUGACUGCGCCAUCGUCUCUCACAAAAAUCGGUCCUAGUGCUUGAAAUGUAUCUGUAUUGAUUUUUCAGAUUGAAUUUCAUUAAAUUCUGCUUCAUUUGGUAUGUUUAUACUUCCAAAAUAA